This is a messenger RNA of Drosophila teissieri, 1198 nucleotides long. RefSeq lists its product as uncharacterized. The transcript has 5 exons. Bases 90 to 941 code for a protein of 283 amino acids. The record is from RefSeq and is a predicted model, not a curated record. Lineage: Eukaryota; Metazoa; Arthropoda; Insecta; Diptera; Drosophilidae.
GACUUCUCCAUUAGGUUUGAGAUUAGUUAUCGUUUGUUACUGUAUUCCACGAUUCUCCGACACGAUACCCGGGCCACGCCCACACCGCCAUGGAGGACCGCCGCCAGAGAAUGCGGGCGUAUCAGCGGGCCCGCCGGAAGUUUGCCUGCGUCGUCUACAUGGUGACCAUAGCCUGGAUGGUCCUGGCCCUCCUGCAGUGGCUGCUGGUCAGCCUGAUAUCGGACAUAAGCGUGGCCUUUAUAAACUUCUACUGGAUUAGCGUGAUCUUCUUCGCGCUGGCCAUGGUGAUGGUCACGCUGUUCAUAUUCUUCGAGAAGAUCCGCUUCAUCAUUGGCCUCAACUGGCUGAUCACCGUGCUUAUAGUGGAGUUUGUUAUAGUGGGUAUAUUUGCUCUGGUGGCGAGGUCUCUUUGGGAGGACAUGGUAAUGUGGUUCUUCAUCUGUGUGUUAUUGGUCUUCGUGUUUGUGCUGCUGGGAUCCAUAAUACCACACGAUCUUACAUUGGACGUUGUAAUACUUUUUGUAAUGGCCUUUAUUUUCCUGAUCGUCACCGUAUUCUUUGUCAUGAUGCACAUUCUGAUUGACAUGCCGUACUCCUUCGUGGUAUUCCAGAUCUUCAUCAGCAUUAUAGUGCUCUUGUUCGUGAUGUACCAUGCCCAGACGAUCAAUGGUGGACGCUUUGCCGAGAUGCGACUGAACGAUCACCUGCUGGCCUCGCUCAUCCUCUUCCACGACUUCAUCAUCAUCUUCCUGCUCACAUUCUAUGCGCAGAUUGUCUACCGGUUCGCUUCGAAGGGCGCGACAACCACGGGAACUCCGUUGGAAGGCAACUGGGUGCAGACGACACCAGGUAAUGGCGAUGGCGCCGUGGAAGACAAUGACGAGGGUGGGUCGAACUCAAUGGGCAGUGAGAACUCUCCUGGUGGCCUAUCACCAGGCUAGGGGAGCAUUGUAUUCCUCUAGUGACAAAAGGACUAUUUGCCUCCACUUGGAGAUCGAGUGCACCAAAAUUUCAUGCAGCAUUAUCGACAUGACUUGUAAUCCGUGUCAAUGAAAGGCCGAUAAUUACUUUACGGACAAAUUUGGUAUCCUGAAGACGUCAAUAAACUGUGUCUAUACAACAAAGUAUCCAAAAGUGGGCUUAGGGGAGCAUAUGUUGCCUACAAUAAAACAGAUAUUUUGCUUGUGUUUAACUAGAA